Molecule: messenger RNA, 1013 nt
Organism: Clarias gariepinus (North African catfish)
Lineage: Eukaryota; Metazoa; Chordata; Actinopteri; Siluriformes; Clariidae
Gene: faima
Product: Fas apoptotic inhibitory molecule a
Exons: 5
Coding region: 202-744 (180 amino acids)
Biological process (GO): canonical NF-kappaB signal transduction; negative regulation of extrinsic apoptotic signaling pathway via death domain receptors; positive regulation of neurogenesis
Source: RefSeq, a predicted model, not a curated record
GUUACCAUGGUUACACAUGUUGUUAGCGGACAAGAUUGUUGGUGUUAGCUUGCUAGCUUUUCUGGGGCUACUGAGCAAAACUAGACGAAUUAUCGAGACUCCUCUGGUAAUUUAAAGGAGAGGAUUUAUCAGUUGUGUCCGAAUCAUCGUAUAAUCCAGGUAUCUUGGAUCUCCAGUGGUGAUCUUUGGGCAAGAGGGAUCAUGUCUGGGGACCUGGUCGGGGUUUGGGACGUGGCCCUGAGUGAUGGGGUUCACAGGAUCGAGUUUGAGCAUGGCACGACCACGGGGAAACGGGUCAUCCAUGUUGAUGGCAAGGAGGUCUUAAGAAGAGAUUGGAUGUUUAAAUUGGUCGGUAAGGAGACGUUUUAUGUAGGAAACGCAGACACAAAGGCCACCAUCAACAUUGAUGCGGUGAGCGGGUUCGCCUACGAAUACACGCUGGAGAUCAACGGAAAGAGCCUGAAGAAAUACAUGGAGAACCGGUCGAAAGUGACGAGCACAUGGCUGCUUAACUUGGAUGGUGUGGACUGCAGAGUCGUCCUAGAAAAAGACACCAUGGACAUUUGGUGCAAUGGACAGAAAAUGGAGACAGCCGGUGAGUUUGUGGACGACGGCACAGAGACACACUUCACUCUAGCCGACCAUGACUGCUGCAUCAAGGCCGUGAGCAGCGGCAGGAGGAGAGAUGGCAUCAUCCACACCCUCCUGGUGGACGGCAACGAAAUGGCCGAGGCCACCGAAUGAUUGUGUGGGAUGUAGGAAGUAGUGGUUUUAGCCCUCAUGUUCUUCACUGCAGUGGUUGUCCUGCUGACUCAGGCCAUCUCUUUAGAAUUUAAAGCAAUACUGUGGUAUACAUGAUACCUUUAGUUUAAAUUCGCAAUACAUUCCCAGUUAUUAAAUUAAGAAUUAGAAAUGAUAUCAAUAGAAGCACGAGAGCACUUCCUGUUUUCUGAGCGCACAGGCGUAGAGAGGUGUAAGGAAUGAGACGCCCAGUAAAAUCUCAUCUGCACAUC